UCACGCGAGAGGGAGAUAGUAUUCUCGCGAGAACUCUGGGAGGCGGCAGUGAUGGCGGCGGCGGGAACCGGACCCGGACCCGGAGUGGAUGCAGGACCCGGCCCAGCCGCGGCCGCAAAUGCAACAGCGGCGGAAGAAGGGGAGACAAAACCGGUGGUAGCGGUGGCAACUGCCCCGGCUGGAGAGGGGACAUCUGUUGCUCCAGCAGCGGAACCCGGUUCUGGAGAGGCAGAAAGCGGGGAUGCAAAUUCAGUCGACGUAGGUGGUGGUUUGGAGACAGAAUCCUCUAAUGGAAAAGAUACACUAGAAGGUGCUGGGGAUACUUCAGAGGUGAUGGAUACUCAGGCUGGCUCGGUGGAUGAAGAGAAUGGCCGACAGUUGGGAGAGGUAGAGCUGCAAUGUGGGAUAUGUACGAAAUGGUUCACAGCCGACACGUUUGGCAUAGAUACCUCAUCCUGUCUACCUUUCAUGACCAACUAUAGUUUUCACUGCAAUGUGUGCCAUCAUAGUGGGAAUACCUAUUUCCUCCGGAAGCAAGCAAACUUGAAGGAAAUGUGCCUUAGUGCUUUGGCCAAUCUAACAUGGCAGUCCCGAACACAGGAUGAACAUCCGAAAACCAUGUUCUCCAAAGAUAAGGAUAUCAUACCAUUUAUUGAUAAAUACUGGGAGUGCAUGACGACCAGACAGAGACCUGGGAAAAUGACUUGGCCAAAUAACAUUGUUAAAACAAUGAGUAAAGAAAGAGAUGUAUUCUUAGUAAAGGAGCAUCCUGAUCCCGGGAGUAAGGACCCAGAAGAAGAUUACCCCAAAUUUGGACUUUUGGAUCAGGAUCUUAGUAACAUUGGUCCUGCUUAUGACAACCAAAAACAAAGCAGUGCUGUGUCUACAAGUGGGAAUCUAAAUGGUGGAGCCUCUUUUGGAGGGGGAAUUGCAGCAGGAAGCAGUGGAAAAGGAAGAGGAGCCAAGCGCAAGCAGCAGGAUGGAGGGACCACCGGGACCACCAAGAAGGCCCGGAGUGACCCUUUGUUUUCUGCUCAGCGCCUUCCCCCUCAUGGCUACCCCUUGGAACACCCGUUUAACAAAGAUGGCUAUCGGUAUAUUCUAGCUGAGCCUGAUCCCCAUGCCCCUGACCCUGAGAAGCUUGAACUUGACUGCUGGGCAGGAAAACCUAUUCCUGGAGACCUCUACAGAGCCUGCUUGUAUGAACGGGUUUUGUUAGCCCUACAUGAUCGAGACUUUGAUGACCUUGAAGCUUUUGAAAAUGAGAGGCCACUUGUUUUAUAGAAUAUCCUGCAAUUUGAGUUUGUCUGGUUGAAAUCUCAGGAUUCGAUUCAAUUCUGCAUCUUUGACAGAAAUAUCAUUAAAAUGAUGUUAUGUUCUUCAUGUUGCAUCCUGUCAGGUGGUACGUGAUUUUACUUUGUUCCAUUACUGAUGUCCACUUUGAUCAUUUAGCUAACAUGGUACCUGCCAGGUUUAUCCACUGAAAAGUUACUUUUUUCCCCCUAUGUAAUUAAGUAUUUUAGGAGGAGGUACACCCUUUACUGUCCUAGUCUAUCCUGGACACUUGCCUUGCUCAGUCCCCACCUAGUGGCUUUAGGGCUGAAUUGCCCAGGGAGGGAUAAGGGAAAAAGUGUAUUUGAGAAGGUAGAAUUUGCCAAGUACCUAAGAAAGUUCUGCUAUACAGCAUGUAAUUCAUUUAAGGAAGUUAUCGUUGUAUCUGCCUAGGACAUGAGCCAUUAUGGUCUGUGUAACCAAAAGAGUGGGGGGCCAGGGCUUUUCAGUCAGCUGUGCCACACUGAGCUGCGGUAUGAUCUUGAACAGUCACAGAAUCGGCUGCUCCGUCUGCACGGUAGAAAGGGUCAGAGUCUGUCUACCUACCUAUCUACCUGUGAAAGUACAUUGUAAAUCAUAAAGACCUUUAUAAAAGCUAUAGCCAAUCUAAAUUUUGUGCUUCUUCCAGUAGAAUUCAGGCUUUUAGUGUUACAAACAUGGUUUCAAAUGCUUUUUCCUCAGUUAAGUCUUAAUUGGAUCUGUGAUGUUUCUGCAUUGAUAAAAUCAAACUACAUCACCUGAAAAUACUCUCCUAUCUUUUGUCAUUUUUUUCUUCAUUUCCAAGUCACAAUAUCCCCUCCAAUUGAUUUAGAUUGUCCCCUGUAUCUUACAUAAUGGCCUCAUAGUCAAGUUUCAAACCAUACACAAAGGUAGAGAGAUGAAUACAAUGAAUCUUAUACUUUCCACCCACAUUUAGCAGUUAUCAAGUUUUUGCCAUAUUUGUUUUACUGUUUAUUUUUGUGUUUCUCUUUUUCUGAAUUUUUAAGAAGUAAAUCUCACUCUACAUACUCUAAAAAAUAUGCAUUUCUAAAAGAUAGGGAUGCUUUCUCUCACAACCACAAAGCUAUUAUCACACUUAACAAAAGUAAUCAUUCCUUGCUAUCAUCUGAAUUCAGUCCAUAAUCAGAUUUCCUUGAUUGUGUCAGGUGUCUUUGUAUCUCCCCACAAAAUGCUUAUUAAUUA
Messenger RNA from Leptonychotes weddellii (Weddell seal), 2514 nucleotides. The record is from RefSeq and is a predicted model, not a curated record. NCBI's taxonomy places the organism in Eukaryota, Metazoa, Chordata, Mammalia, Carnivora, Phocidae.